AUGUCCAAUACAAAAACCACAUGUCGAGAUGGAACUGAAGGCACGGAACAAUCGAAAAUCGACCAGCAAUUCGAUUUAUUAUCAACCAGCAACAAUACGAAUAGAACUCUCGAGAACACUCAGCAAGCUGAGGGUGCAACUACAGGUUUAAAACUAACAGAAUGUUUUAGAUGCUAUGUUCAACUUGAACGCUGUGAGGUCAAAGGCUAUAGUAUCAGCUCUAGCAAGACUGCGGUUAGAACGUUUCAAGAAGAUGGAAAAGAAGCAACGACGAUGGAGUCACAAGAGAAAAAGCAAUAUAAUGCACAUGCUGAAUGCAAAUCAAAGCCAGAUGAAGAGUAA
Adineta ricciae is the source of this 342-nucleotide messenger RNA. NCBI's taxonomy places the organism in Eukaryota, Metazoa, Rotifera, Eurotatoria, Adinetida, Adinetidae. The record is from the annotation of a GenBank genome assembly.